Molecule: messenger RNA, 1593 nt
Organism: Diaporthe amygdali
Lineage: Eukaryota; Fungi; Ascomycota; Sordariomycetes; Diaporthales; Diaporthaceae
Product: MAP kinase kinase MKK1/SSP32
Exons: 4
Coding region: 1-1593 (530 amino acids)
Biological process (GO): protein phosphorylation
Molecular function (GO): ATP binding; protein kinase activity
Source: RefSeq, a predicted model, not a curated record
AUGCAUGAGCAAGGGAACUCUAACGGCGAGCCGGCCGCACCACACAUGUCGAAUCCACAGGAGCCACAAGCACCAAUGCUCUCCCAGUCGCCGAACCCCGUACCCAUGAUGAACGCCCCAGCGCCUCUUCUUCGUCCCGCCAUACCCGGUUCAAGAGGCAGCGGCGCCCGCACACCUCGUCUGGGGCUCGCUAUACCGCCCUCUCCAAAUGUCAAGCCUGUAGGCGCCGGCGGUGUUGGCCAGUCCUCACGACCACCCUUGCCCAAGCUUAACCUAGCUACUCCUAUGGGCACAUCCGUGGCCCCUCAAGAACACCAACCCUCGCGGGGCUCUCAACCGGGUCACAGUGCCAGUGGUGGUAGCGAGAGCAGCGCUGCACACAGCCGGACGGGUAGCUUCGGGCCGCUGGACGGCAGAGGCAGCAACCCAACGUCGGCUGGCUCGCAAUAUUCCGCGCUCUCCUUCGCCUCGCAAUAUGGUCUAGGCGGUGCAAAACCACAUGGCACGCCCGACCCUGUGAGCGCCGUAGGCUCUCUAUACUCGAACGCCAGCGAGGGCGGUGCCGGCAUGGAGCGUGAGGGCAGUAUGCACGGCUUGGAGGCUUCCUUUGAUAAGAUGAGCUUGGAAAAGGCUAGGACACUUGACGCAGAGGACUUGGACGACGAGGGCUGGCGGAUCGUGAGCAUGGAGAACCGAAUCGUUGAGCUCGGCGGCCUCGGUGAGGGUGCUGGUGGCGCGGUUACGAGGUGCAAGCUUAAGGGAGGCAAGACUGUGUUUGCUCUGAAGGUGAUCACAACGAACCCCGACCCAGAUGUCAAAAAACAGAUCCUGCGAGAAAUCAACUUCAACAAGGGCUGCGCGUCAGAGCACAUCUGCAGGUAUUACGGCGGUUUCCUCGAACCAUCUACUGCUACCAUCUCUAUUGCCAUGGAGUUCUGCGAGGGUGGUUCGCUCGACAGCAUUUACAAGGAAGUGAAACGGCUCGGAGGCCGGACGGGCGAGAAAGUCCUAGGCAAGAUUGCCGAAGGCGUGUUGCAAGGCCUGACCUACCUCGAGGCCAAGCGCAUCCUCCAUCGUGAUAUCAAGCCGUCCAACAUCCUCCUCUGCCGCAACGGUGAGGUCAAGCUGUGUGACUUUGGUGUCUCUGGAGAUUUCGGUACCAAGGGCGAGGCGAACACAUUCAUCGGCACAAGCUACUAUAUGGCUCCAGAGCGGAUUACGGGCCAGACGUACACCAUUACCUCCGACGUGUGGUCCACAGGCGUGACACUGCUUGAAGUGGCGCAGCACCGGUUCCCAUUCCCGGCCGACGGCACAGAGAUGCAGCCUAGGGCCGGUUUGAUCGACCUGUUGACUUAUAUCGUGCAGCAACCCAUUCCCAAACUGAAGGAUGAGCCCGAGGCGGGCAUCUUCUGGAGUGACAACUUCAAGCAUUUCAUCGAGAGCUGCUUGGAGAAGAACCCCAAGCGCCGCGGCAUGCCAUGGAAGAUGCUAGAGCACCCAUGGAUGACGGAGCUCAAGACGAAACGUGUCAACAUGGGCAAAUACCUGUCUCAAGUAUGGGGCUGGGACGAUCCCAAGGGGUCAAAGUGA